Carassius auratus (goldfish) is the source of this 6577-nucleotide messenger RNA. Its product is annotated as laminin subunit gamma-1-like. NCBI's taxonomy places the organism in Eukaryota, Metazoa, Chordata, Actinopteri, Cypriniformes, Cyprinidae. The coding region runs from base 1 to 4782 and encodes 1593 amino acids. Gene Ontology annotation, cellular component: basement membrane. The record is from RefSeq and is a predicted model, not a curated record. The transcript has 28 exons. Gene Ontology annotation, biological process: axon guidance; tissue development; animal organ morphogenesis.
AUGUCGCUUUUUAGCUGUUUGUUAUUAUGGACUUUGUGGGCAGCGUGCAGUCAUGGAGCGAUGGAUGAAUGUACAGGCGAGUACGAUCGGCCUCAGCGCUGCAUGCCAGAGUUUGUUAACGCCGCUUUCAAUGUAACCGUAGUGGCCACCAACACUUGCGGCUCGCCGCCUGAAGAAUACUGUUUACAGACCGGGGUAACGGGAGUCACUAAAUCAUGCCACAUUUGCGAUGCCGGAGACCCCAGAAACUACCACGGCGCUGGAUUUCUCACCGAUUACAACACCCAGUCGGAUACCACCUGGUGGCAAAGUCAGACUAUGUUAGCGGGCAUCCAGUACCCGAACUCCAUCAACCUCACCCUUCACCUGGGCAAGGCUUUCGACAUCACCUAUGUGCGUCUGAAGUUUCACACCAGUCGUCCUGAGAGCUUUGCCAUCUACAAGCGCACUAGUGAAGACGGGCCCUGGAUUCCCUACCAGUACUACAGCGGCUCCUGCGAGAAGACCUACAGCAAGAUCAACCGCGGCUUCAUCCGCACCGGUGAGGACGAGCAGCAGGCUCUGUGCACGGAUGAGUUCAGUGACAUCUCACCGCUCAGCGGAGGAAACGUGGCCUUCUCCACACUCGAGGGCCGACCCAGCGCUUAUAAUUUCGACAACAGCCCUGUGCUGCAGGACUGGGUGACUGCCACGGACAUCAGAGUGACCCUGAACAGAUUAAACACUUUCGGAGAUGAAGUUUUCAACGAUCCCAAAGUUCUCAAAUCCUACUACUACGCCAUCUCUGACUUCGCUGUUGGAGGACGGUGCAAGUGUAACGGCCACGCCAGCGAGUGUGUGAAGAACGAGCGCAGCAAGCUGGUGUGUAACUGCAAACACAACACAGAGGGGCCAAACUGCAACGUGUGCAAGCCCUUCUACAAUGACCGUCCCUGGAGGAGAGCCACCGGUGAUAACGCCAACGAGUGUCUGCCUUGUGACUGUAAUGGAAAGAGUGGCGAAUGUUAUUUCGAUUCGGAGUUGUACCGUGCCACUGGUCACGGAGGGCACUGCCGCAACUGUGCCGACAAUACGGAUGGGCCGAACUGUGAGCGAUGCCGGGACAACUACUACAGAGACUCCUCCGGCCAGCGCUGUCUCUCCUGCAGCUGCAACCCAGUUGGUUCCCUCAGUACCCAGUGUGACAUCACCGGCAGAUGUAGCUGUAAGGCAGGAGUGACGGGCGAUAAGUGUGACAGAUGCCAGCCUGGUUAUCACACAUUGACUGCGGCAGGCUGCAGUCGCUGCUCUUGUAAUCGAGCCGGAAGCACGCAGGUGUGUGAUGUCCAAACCGGACGCUGCCAAUGUAAGGAAAACGUGGAUGGAUUCAACUGUGACAGGUGUAAACUGGGCUACUUUAACCUGGACCCCCAGAAUCCUCAGGGAUGUACUCCAUGCUUCUGCUUCCAGCAUUCCACUGUGUGUGAAAGUGCUGAUGGCUACAGCAUACACAAAGUUACCUCCACCUUCGACAGGGAUGAAGAGGGCUGGAGGGGACAGAAGAGAGACGGCUCUAGCGUUCCUGUGCAGUGGUCACCCACCACUCGAGAGAUCUCCCUCAUCUCAGAAGACUACAUCCCCAUCUACUUUGUGGCUCCAGAGAAGUUUCUUGGUGAUCAGCUGCUGAGCUAUGGUCAGAACCUCACGCUGAACUUCAGGAUUCAGCGACAUGAUGCACGACUCUCAGCGGAGGACGUUGUGCUGGAGGGGGCCGGCCAUCGGGUUGCUGUGCCACUUAUUGCCCAGGGCAAUUCCUACCCAGGAGAGGAGACACAAACCUUUGUGUUUAGACUCCAUGACACUACUGACUAUCCUUGGAGACCCACCAUAAAACACGCCGACUUCCAGAAACUUCUGCACAAUCUGACUUCGGUUAUGAUUCGUGGAACCUACAGUGCAAGGAGUGCAGGUUAUUUAGACAACGUGUCCCUUGUGACUGCCCGCCGUGGCCCUGGAACUCCUGCUCGUUGGGUUGAGAGGUGUACGUGUCCUAAGGGUUACGUGGGACAGCACUGUGAGCAGUGCGAUCUGGGAUAUAGGAGGAGCCAACCUGAGCUGGGCCGCUUUAGCAGUUGUGAAUCCUGCAACUGCCAUGGACACAGUGACAGUUGCGACCCUGUUACAGGAUUGUGUAACUGCCAGCACAGCACCACCGGCAAGAGCUGCGAGAGGUGUAAGGACGGGUUCUACGGUGACUCCACGGUCGGCUCUCCUUCAGACUGUGAACCCUGUCCCUGCCCCGCAGGUGCCACGUGUGCCGUGGUGCCCAGGACCAAAGAGGUGGUCUGUACAAACUGCCCAAAUGGAACCACAGGUAAGAGGUGUGAAUUAUGUGAUGAUGGCUUCUUCGGGGACCCUCUUGGUUCAAAUGGACGAGUCAGGGCGUGCCGUGCCUGCAGCUGCAACAACAACAUCGACCCCAAUGCUGUAGGCAACUGUAACCGAGAGACGGGCGAAUGCCUCAAGUGCAUCUACAACACAGCCGGAGUCUUCUGUGACCGUUGCAAAGAGGGUUUCUACGGCAAUGCCCGUGCCGCAAAUGUAUCAGACAAAUGCAAAUCGUGUUCGUGCUCUCCGUACGGGACAGUGGACAGCAAGACGACCUGCUCUCAGGUGAUGGGUCAGUGUCAGUGUCUUCCCCAUGUCAUUGACAGAGACUGCAGUGCAUGUGAGCCUGGUUUCUUCAACCUUCAGAGCGGCAAGGGAUGUGAACGAUGCAACUGUGACCCUAUCGGCUCCACAAACGGUCAGUGUGAUAUCGUUAGAGGCCAAUGCGAGUGUCAGCCAGGGGUCACAGGUCAACACUGUGAGCGCUGUGAGGUCAACUUCUUUGGAUUCAGUUCGUCGGGUUGCAAACCUUGCGACUGUGACCCAGAAGGCUCAGAGUCUGCUCAGUGCAAGGAAAACGGGCGUUGUCAGUGUCGCCCAGGCUUCGUGGGAGCUCGCUGCGACAUGUGUGAGGAGAACUACUUCUACAACCGCUCCACACCAGGUUGUCAGCAGUGUCCCAGCUGUUACAGCCUGGUCAGAGACAAGGUGAACCAGCAGAGACAGAAGCUCCAUGAGCUACAGAAUUUGAUUGAUAAUCUGGACAAUACUGAGAAUACAGUGAGUGACAAGGCCUUCGAGGAAAGACUGAAGGAGGCAGAGAAAACAAUAAUGGACUUACUGCAAGAGGCUCAGGCUAGCAAAGAAGUGGAUAAAGCCCUUUUGGACCGUCUAAACAACAUCAACAAGACCCUGAACAACCAGUGGAACCGACUGCAGAACAUCAAGAUCACCGUGGACAGCACAGGAACGCAGGCAGAUAGAGCACGGAAGCGAGUCCACGACGCAGAGGACCUGAUCAACACCGCUAGAGAGGAGCUGAACAAAGCCAAGGAGGCCAUCAGUAAAGUGGAUAUUAAAAUCCCCACAACCUCUGGAGAUCCAAACAAUAUGACACUUCUGGCAGAAGAAGCCCGCGUACUGUCCGAAAAACAUAAAGCAGAUGCUGAUCAGAUCGAGAAGAUCGCAAAGGACGCCAAUGACACUUCCACGAAGGCCUAUAAUAUGCUGAAGAAGGCGCUCGAUGGCGAGAACAAGACGAGCAACGACAUUGAUGAACUCAACAGGAAAUACGUCGAAGCAAAGGAUCUAGCCAAGAACCUGGAGAAACAGGCUGCUAAAAUACAAGCUGAAGCAGAAGAGGCAGGAGACAAAGCUUUGAAGAUCUACGCCAACCUGACCAGCUUGCCCCGAAUCGACACCAAAACAUUAGAGAAUGAGGCCAAUAAGAUAAAGAAGGAGGCAUCAGACCUGGACAAACUAAUAGACAAGACUGAGAAGGAGUACAAUGACCUGAGAGAGGACCUGAGGGGCAAAGAGACGGAGGUCCGCAAACUACUGGAAAAAGGAAAAACUGAGCAACAGACAGCUGAUCAGUUGCUGGCUCGUGCAGACGCAGCAAAGGCCUUGGCUGAGGAGGCAGCGAAAAAAGGCACCGCUACCUUCCGAGAGGCCCAGGACAUUCUGAACAACCUCAGAGAUUUUGACAAGAGAGUCAAUGACAACAAAACUGCUGCUGAGGAUGCCAUGAGGCGAAUCCCAGAAAUCAAUGCGACAAUCAAUGAAGCCAAUGAGAAGACCCGACGGGCCGAGGCGGCUUUAGGCAACGCAGCUGCAGAUGCUAAAGAAGCUAAAACGAAGGCAGAGGAAGCUGAGAAAAUAGCUAAUGAUGUGCAGAAGGGUUCAGCAAAGACAAAGACGGAUGCAGAAAAAGCUUUUGAAGACACCAUGAAACUGGAUGGAGAGGUGAACAGCAUGAUGGACCAGCUCACAGCUGCUGAGAAAGAGCUAGAGAAGAAGAAAGCUGAAGCAGAUGCUGACAUGAUGAUGGCAGCCAUGGCAUCUAAUAACGCUAAAGAAGCUGAGGACAAUGCCAAAAAUGCCAAAAAUGCUGUCAAGACAGUGCUGGGCACAAUCAAUGAAUUAUUAAAGCAGCUCAACAACAUCGAUAAGGUGGAUCUGAGCAAGCUGAAUCAGAUCGAAAACGCUCUGAAAGAUGCCAAGGACAAGAUGGCAGGAAGUGACCUGGACAAGAAGCUGAAGGAGCUGAACGACAUCGCUAAGAGCCAGGAGGACAUGAUCAGCGACUACGACCGUCAGAUCCAAGACAUUCGAAAGGACAUCAUGAACCUCAACGACAUCAAAAACACUCUGCCAGAGGGCUGCUUCAACACUCCGUCUCUGGAGCGGCCUUAACCUCUUCACGCCACACCGCUACGUCUGCCUUACACUCCCUGUGUUCUUCAGCAUCCCUCGCCACCAAAACAGCCCUUGUUUUGUUUCAGAUUCUUUUACUUGCAUUUUAUUUCCUUUUAUUAGGUUACUGUUUGUUUGUAUUUCUGUACGUUUCUUCAAAAUCAUGUUUUACAAACAGAAGACAAAAGCAGCUUUUAAUCUUUUGAUAUGCAGAAAUGCUAUGUGAAGAGGAAUGGCCGUGUGUGUGCGUGUGUGUGUGUGUGUUUGUCUGUAUUUGUGUGUGCAUGAGCUGUUAGGGGCCUCGAGUUGAACCCUCAUGACUGCACCACUUCCGGCUCUUCCUCUCAAAUCUCUUGUCUUUAAAACCGAAUCAAAAUUCCGACCUAAUCAGAAGUCAAGACGUUUGUUUGAGGACGUUUGCUACUUAAUCAUUGGUAACGCUAUUUGCUCAAAGCUAACAGUGAAGGAAUCUUAAUUUGUUCGCACUGCACAUCUUCUUCGCCCCUCGUGCUAGAUUUGGUAAUGCGAGUGAGUCGAACACGUAAACACAGUAUUUCAGUUCAUGUGUAUAUAAAUAGUUCAGUACUAAAAGUCCCUGCAUGGCUCCGCUGACUUCAUACAUUUCAUGGUUGCGACACAUUUCAGUUGUGUAUUUGUUUAGAUUUUUUUCAGACGCUGCUGCUUUAUUAAAGGUGUCCUGCGAACCACAUUAACAUGAGCAAAACUCAACACUAUGCAACUUUGUACACUGGCGUAGCAAGACUUUUAUCUGAUACACUGGUGCUAAGAAUUAUUUCAAAUGUUAUAUUUUUGUGUGAAUGUUUUUUUUUUUCUUCUUCUUCUUUUUUAUUAUAAUAUAGAGUUGAGGAACUGUUAUUUGUGUAAAUAUGCUUAAAUGAUUCAGGAACGGCUGAUUUUUGAAUCCAAGACCCAACCAGCCACCACGAGAAAAAAUUAAAUAAUCAGCCAAAACUUCUGCAUAAUAUAUAUAAUUAUAUAUAUAUAUAUAUAAUAUGUUCUGUGGUAUAAUACGCUUGCCUGUAUACAUGGCUCAGUGUUGCAUCAUAGCUAUAUCAUGUAUUUUAUUUGUGGCUAAUUUUCAGCGGAUGGUGGUGCGUAAUGUCUUGACCCUUUAAUUUGCACACCCCCAAAACAUCCAUAUAUGUCUCAAAAUGUCAUAUUUAUCAGAAUGAUUUGCUUUACUUGAGAUGGUAAGCUUAAUCACAUGUUGCUAGCUAACCAUCUCUUUAGUGCCUAAACACUUGGACGUAAUCUUCUAAAAAUGUGGACGUUGCAUCUUAAGUUAAAGAGAUCUUUUGAAAUCCAAAUAAUGGUUUAGAACACUUCACUGUUUGUUUCUCUCAGUUACCGCAUCCAUAUUUUCUUUAGUUACAGUCUCACUGGUUUGCUACAUUGAGCGGUUCCUCAGCCAGCAUUGCGAGAGAUUCAACUAUGGAAAGUGCCACUGUAAAGCAUUAGAUUAGAUCUAGACCUCUCCUCUCUACCACUGUGGACAUAAGUGCAACACGUACACGUUUAUGUAUAAAACAGUAUUUUUAAUUUAUAAAGUAUCAAGUAUUUGUGAUCUGUAGUUAGAGUAUGUGUUUGCUGCACAGUCUUGAUGUGGUCCUUUGGUUCUAGAGAGCGUCAUGGUUUUUAAAGACUCCCUUCCCUCUGUUUUAAUCAAGGCAUUGACAAACACUCACCCAAAGGACCUGACACACCUCUGCUUGUUACCUAUUUGACUGUAAAUUCAAUCAUAACAUUUGAAUAAUAAACAGUGGUUAUUACAGGA